Molecule: messenger RNA, 1776 nt
Organism: Annulohypoxylon maeteangense
Lineage: Eukaryota; Fungi; Ascomycota; Sordariomycetes; Xylariales; Hypoxylaceae
Product: Endonuclease/exonuclease/phosphatase
Exons: 2
Coding region: 165-1139 (324 amino acids)
Biological process (GO): double-strand break repair
Cellular component (GO): PML body; cytoplasm
Molecular function (GO): 5'-tyrosyl-DNA phosphodiesterase activity; single-stranded DNA binding
Source: RefSeq, a predicted model, not a curated record
GGAUUCUUGGCUGCUGGUAUAAAAGUCUAGAAAUAUAUCUAAAAGUAAUAUACCUUUUACUGUGAUAUACUAUGUAGAAAUCGAGUUACAUAUAUUCAGGAUAUGCAUAUCCAGGUACUUACAUUAGAAAACGCCUUCAUAUCUCACCUCGCCCAUUAACAACCAUGGAUCAGUCAUCCCGAAAACGUAUCAAUCCGGAUCAUCCGAGCCCGCAGCCGUACUAUGCGUAUAACAACUCAUGGCAGCAGGCGGACGUCAGCCCGUUGAGUGAGACACAUAACGGAAAGAGCAUUACGAGGCUUUCAUUAUUCAGCUGGAAUAUAGACUUCCGGAUCCCCUACGCCAAAGAGCGGAUGAACACCGCCUUAGACUAUCUUGGAGAUCUUCUGGAGAAAUUACCAUCAACGACGGCCUCGGUCAUAUUUCUACAGGAAUGCAUCGCACAAGAUCUCCGUACGAUUGGGGAUAAGCCGUGGGUUAGGGAGAAGUUUUAUUUCACGGACAUCAACACCUCGAACUGGGCGGAUGACUACGGCACCAUUACGCUGGUGGACCGUCGUCUGACUAUCACGUCCUGCUUCCGCGUGCAUUACGAGAAGACACGCAUGGGUCGCGAUGCCUUCUUUAUUGACAUAUUACUCGACGGCAGUAGUAGUGGACAAACCAAAACUAUCAGGUUGUGUAACUCGCACCUUGAAUCCCUUGCUUUCGAUCCUCCUUUUCGACCGCCUCAGGUGCAGGUUAUGGCGAAGUAUAUGCACGAGGAUGGCGUGGAUGGCGCAUUGGCGGCAGGCGAUUUCAACGCAAUACAGCCUUUCGACAAGACGCUCCACUCAGACAAUGGUCUCAAGGACGCAUAUCUCGAGCUAGGUGGCAAGGAAGAUAGUAAUGACGGGCAUACUUGGGGGCAGCAAGCAUCAACCGAGGAGAGGGAUAAGUAUGGAUUGUCAAGGAUGGAUAAGGUGUACUUCACGGGAAGUCUUAAGUUGCACAAAUUUGAAAGAUUCGGCAUAGAUGUCCAACUUGAUAGAAACGAACUAGAAUUAGAGAGUGAGUAUAUCGUGUCGUCUUACGGGUAUGAAAAGCCUUGGGUUACGGAUCAUUUGGGAGUUAUGGCUGAAGUAGAAGUUGUUGAUUGAUCUAUAUACGCUUUUUGAUGACCGAGUAAAUAUCAGGGGAAACAAGUUGUACGAGAUCCAAUAUAUAUCAGUAUGAUUUCAAACUGAUGUAACACGAUAAGGGGUAGGAAAACGAACCAUAAUAUUUACAUGAAGAUCCUCGGCACGAUCUCUAUCAAGCAAUGAUUUCACGCCAACAAUGAUUCAUAUCAUGCUAAAUAUUUAUUUUCGUCUGAACGCUCUCAGGAUCAGCAUCCCAUCAUCCACGUAAUUGUAUUCCAAAAACCAAACCGAUACUCCUAAUAAAAUAGAAAUAUGUGGUCGUAGGCAUCACUGCCGUUUAGACCGGGUAUCUGACCAUAACUUAUCCACAAUCUGAAAAACAGCCGUGACAUCACGCAUGACAUCCUCGUCGACCUUCCCACCAACCCUCUGUUGAAUCUUAUCCGGAUGCCACCUAACCCGCUCCUCUUUCAACCUCGCCAAAAACUCCGCCUCACCCACAUCCUCGGCAUCGAUUCCCAGAAUGAAAAAGUCCCUCACAGCAUCCGCACUCACAUCCUCCCGCCGUCCACUCCUAACCGGCCAACCCAUCUCCUCAAUGCGCCCAUCCCAACCCGUCCAUAUCUUCAAAUACUCCUCAAACCCCACCCUCCAC